GUAAACAGACGCGCGCAGUCAUGACCCACGGCUGUCAGUGAUAACACGAUGUUUCCUUAUGCCUAAUUAAUGUUUCCUACUCUUCCAAGGGGAUGCGGCACUUACGUGGCUUUCGGGAGGUUUACUCUACCUAACUGCGUUAAGAAGUCAAGCAGAAAUUAAACCUUGUACAUCGGGAGCCGUGGAGAAGCGCUAUGCCGAGGCGGAAGAGAAAUGCUGGCAGCAGUUCUGAAGGCACAGAAGACUCGGACUUCUCGGCUGAACACACAGACAGCUCAGAGAGUGAAGCACACGUGGUUCGAAACACUCGCCUCACUCGCUCCUCGUUGAGACUCAGCCGCAGCUCGCAAGAUGCCAGUCCUGUGAGGAACCCGACUGCCCCAGUUUCAGAGGAGGUGGUGAACUAUUCCACUCGUCGAGUAACUCGUAGUCAACAGCAGGGGGCGACCGUCUCACCCAAGAAAUACCCCUUGAGGCAGAGUCGCUCUUCUGGCUCAGACACGGAGCAGCAUGGGGAAAUCUCAGAGAGGGGUAGGAGGAGAAAACCGCACGGUUCUUCACUCAUGCCUUCCCUCAUUUGAGUCUCUCCAUGCUUGGCUCUGCUCAUUUGUGUGUCUUCUCAUUUGCUUCAUCUUUUUGUUUGUUUUACGGCACAGAUUGUCCUCAGUUCAUACAACAUGCUACUUGCGAGCUACAGUUUCACUGCCAUACAAAAGUUUGGGGUCGGUAAGAUUGUUAAUAUUUGUUUGCUUGUCUUGCUUUUUAUAUUUACGUACAUUACUUAUUCAGCAGUGUUGCAUUAAAUUGAUCAAAACUGAUAUUUAUUAAAACAAUGUGUUAUAAUUUCCACAAAAAUAUUAGGCAUCACAACGGUUUUGGUAAAACUUUGAUAAUUGACAGUUCUGAAAAUAUGUUUUUGAUAUCUGAUUCUUGAGCAGCAAAUCAGCAUGUUACAAUGAACACUGGAGGUCAUGUGACUCUUAAUAUUAUUAAAGAAACGUAUUAUUAUUAAAGAAACAGCUAUUGAAAAAUCAUGUUUGGCUCGGCAUGAUUGAGUUCUAUUAAAUAAUUUUAUUUGUUUUAGUAUUUUACAAAUUUGCUGUUUUGACUUUGUGUACUAAAACUGCAGCCUUCAUAAGCACACUUACAGAAGUCUUAGCAGCCCCAAACUUUUGAACAAUAGUUUGUCAUUUUCACAACAUUUUUUGUUUAAAAAAUCAACAAAUAAUCUUAUUUAAAGUCAUCCCCUGACUUCUUAAUAUCUCAUUUUAUGUUGUCCUGUGGUUUUGUAAAUUUUUUUCAGUUCUCAUUUGCUUUAAUUUGAAUUCAUCUACUUCACUCUACUUUUGUUUAUUGGUGUUAACAAAUAAAUAAAUAUGAAUACGACACAUUUCUGAAGACCAUAAAA
Messenger RNA from Danio rerio (zebrafish), 1408 nucleotides. RefSeq names its product K(lysine) acetyltransferase 7a (gene kat7a). NCBI's taxonomy places the organism in Eukaryota, Metazoa, Chordata, Actinopteri, Cypriniformes, Danionidae. The record is from RefSeq and is marked provisional.